AUGAGUGGAUCGAUAUUUUCUGGAAAGAGCUAUGGGCACACCCCUCGAUUAGAUUUGAGUCAUCCAGGAUCCUCCGGAGAAGAGCCACAAGAAUCAACUACUUCAGCAGUGAUGGUGGCUGUGGAUGGCGGGAUGUCUCCCGAAAAAAACCAUGAGAGAAUCUCCAGAAAGAGGAAAAAUAAAGAUACAGUAUUCAGUCCUCAGAGUCAGAUGACAACAAAUCACGACACAGUGGGCUUCAGAAACCUGGCCGAAACAGAAGAAAAGGAUGAAGCCAUCCAGAUUCUAUUGGAUAAAAUGAAAACUGAGUUGAUGUUGCGAGACUUAUUCCACUCAUCGUAUACGGAAAAGGCAAGCUCUCAUUCUACGAGGAAUGUCAUCACUGCCGCCGAGCUCCACGAGAACGUCACACAGUUUGUGGACCUUCUCUUGCUGACCAACCUGAGAUUGCUCCGCGGACUUGGUAGCUUAACACCAGAAGGUUAUAGUGAAGAGCACGAUUUGCUCCAUGACUGGCUUCUUGAUAUUCUCAAGAAAUCUCAGAAUCGGGAUUCGAAUCUUUUGGAUCAAAGAAAUAAUCAAAUAUUUCCUGCAAUUACUCUUAAAACGGUGUUGGAUAGUGUUCACAACGCAUUCAUCUCCAAAAACUCAAACAGAGUGAUCUAUCAGCUGGUAAAGAAAACUAAUGUUGUGGAUACUUACGUCGGAGUAUUUUCUGAAAAUCAGUUAAAGAUGACUAAAACGGUAAUCACCCUUUUAGCUUCAUACUACAAAUUACACAAUCCGGAGAAGUGGAGAAAGCAAUUUCGAGAUGAAGGCGCCUUCUUGUCAUACCUGGCCAAACUUCAAAACCCACACAUGAAUUGCGAAGUCAAAGAAAUCGGAGAAUCAAAGGAGUUUAUUCAAGUCCUAGAAUUCCUCCCCUGGAAGAACCCAUUGAAAGAAAGUGGGGAAGGUACAAGGAACCCCAGCCAUCGUAGGGGACGAAGUGUGGGCAACAAUCUCGCUGAUCGAAAGAGGAGAUCAGAACGUGAUCGCAGAGGACGCCAACGCACUAAUUCCCGUGCUAAGGAGACUUGA
This is a messenger RNA of Puccinia graminis f. sp. tritici CRL 75-36-700-3, 1080 nucleotides long. RefSeq lists its product as uncharacterized. The record is from RefSeq and is a predicted model, not a curated record. The transcript has 5 exons. Bases 1 to 1080 code for a protein of 359 amino acids. Lineage: Eukaryota; Fungi; Basidiomycota; Pucciniomycetes; Pucciniales; Pucciniaceae.